Blastomyces gilchristii SLH14081 is the source of this 3151-nucleotide messenger RNA. Its product is annotated as catalase B. Bases 613 to 2814 code for a protein of 733 amino acids. The record is from RefSeq and is a predicted model, not a curated record. The transcript is spliced from 7 exons. Gene Ontology annotation, molecular function: heme binding; catalase activity. Gene Ontology annotation, biological process: response to oxidative stress; hydrogen peroxide catabolic process. NCBI's taxonomy places the organism in Eukaryota, Fungi, Ascomycota, Eurotiomycetes, Onygenales, Ajellomycetaceae. Gene Ontology annotation, cellular component: cytosol.
CUUCCCUCAAUAUGAUCGAUCGUGCUCAUUAUUGCUCAUACCCACACAAUAGCUAGUUAGCUGUGUACAGUACAGUACAGAGCUGCUGUGUCGAACAGGAUUCAGCAAAUGCUCAGCAAGAAGAGGAUCACUGUGAUUUUGUUAUUGCCUACAAAGGAAUCAGGAGAAAAGACAUGUACAAAGUAAGUUACUAGUUACACCUGUACUACAUAUCUCUUGUCCCUUGAUCCACAUUCCUCAAUCCUCUAGUAACUUCUAUAUUAACAGAAAUAUCCUUAGGCCAGCCAGCUGAAGCUAUUCCGUCCCCAAUGGAUGGCCUCUCAGUCCAAUCUCUGCUACUAUAUCUAAAAUUCCAAUGACGCACCAUUUUGCCUGUUCCUGUUUCCUUGUCAUCUGCACUUUUUGUGCCGAACCAGCUAAUCAUGCAGGUAUCUUGUGCUGCUGCAGACCAGAUGCGGCAGAGUUUUCGCAGUCAAUUGGGGCCCUGUCAACAUUUAGAUAGACAUACCAUCUAUACCCGUACAUGUGUAGAUAUUGACAUAUAUCUCCCUUUUCAUAUCUUGAAAAACAACUUGCUCAACGGAAACGGCUUCUACUCUUCCUUGGUCCAAAAUGCGGGCUCUCAAGCUUCUAUUCGCCACGGCGAGUGUUGUUUCCGCAGCAUGUCCCUAUAUGUCAGGGGAUGGGCCUGACUCCCAGAAUGGCCCCCUCGAUCGCCGUCAAGAAGCUUCCCACGACACGGAGAAGUUUUUGAGCCAAUUCUAUCUCGAUGAUAAGGACUCGGUAAUGACAACGGACGUGGGCGGUCCAAUUGAAGAUCAACAGAGUUUGAAGGCUGGAAUCAGAGGCUCAGUGCUCCUUGAGGAUUUUAUCUUCCGUCAGAAGAUUCAACACUUUGAUCAUGAGCGGGUUCCUGAGCGCGCUGUCCACGCACGAGGAGUUGGUGCCCAUGGUGUAUUCACCUCCUACAGGGACUGGAGGAACCUCACAGCAGCGUCCUUCUUGAACGCCAAAGGCAAAGAGACACCAGUGUUCGUGCGGUUCUCCACAGUCGCCGGUAGCAGAGGCAGUGCUGACUCUGCUCGGGACGUCCAUGGCUUUGCGACACGUCUCUAUACGGAUGAGGGCAAUUUUGAUAUUGUUGGAAACAACAUUCCAGUCUUCUUCAUCCAGGACGCUAUCCAAUUCCCCGAUUUGGUUCACGCCGUCAAACCGAACCCGGACAAUGAAAUUCCCCAGGCUGCAACUGCCCAUAACACGGCUUGGGAUUUCUUUAGCCAGCAGCCCAGCUCAAUGCAUACACUCUUCUGGGCCAUGUCCGGGCAUGGAAUUCCUCGCUCAAUGCGCCACGUUGAUGGGUGGGGCAUCCAUACAUUCCGCCUUGUCACUGAUCAGGGCAAGUCGACUCUCGUCAAGUUCCGCUGGAGGACUCUCCAGGGAAGGGCGGGCUUGCUGUGGGAAGAAGCGCAGACUCUCGCAGGGAAAAACCCGGACUAUCAUAGACAAGACCUUUGGGAUGCCAUUGAAUCCGGAAAUUACCCUGAGUGGGAGCUCGGCGUCCAAAUGGUGGGUGAGGAAGAUGCGAACAAAUUCGAUUUCGAUUUACUAGAUCCGACCAAAAUCAUCCCAGAGGACAUGGUUCCCUUCGUCCCACUCGGAAAAAUGGUCUUGAACCAAAACCCAAGAAACUACUUUGCUGAGACUGAGCAGGUUAUGUUCCAACCCGGCCAUGUCGUUCGCGGCGUCGACUUCACUGAAGAUCCCUUGCUCCAGGGUCGUCUUUACUCCUAUCUUGACACACAGCUGAAUCGCAAUAACGGUCCAAACUUCGAGCAGCUCCCAAUCAACAGGCCCCGCGUCCGUUUCCACAACAACAAUCGUGACGGUGCCAGUCAAGCGUUCAUUCAUCUAAACACCGCGGCCUACACACCCAAUACGCUCGCUGGUGGACACCCUCUACAGGCCAACAUGACCCAUCACAGAGGUUUCUUCACCGCACCCUCGCGUAAGGUCAACGGCCCGUUGACGCGCGAGCGAAGCCCGAGCUUCGACGACGUCUGGUCCCAGCCUCGUCUAUUCUACAACUCCCUCACCCCCACGGAGCGACAAUUCCUCGUCAACGCCAUACGCUUCGAAACCUCCCACUUAACAAGCGAGGUCGUCCGCAAGAACGUCAUCAUCCAACUGAACCGCAUCGACAACGACCUCGCCCGCCGCGUCGCCCGAACAAUCGGCGUUGAAGCCCCGACCCCGGACCCAAAAUUCUACCACAACAAAACCACCGUCCCCCUCGGCACCUUCGGCAUGAGGCUCGAGAGACUCGACGGUCUGACAAUCGCCCUGCUAACCACCGGUGAUGCGGACGAUGUCAAAAUCGCCGAAAGCCUCCGCAAGGAAUUCGAGAAGGCCAACAAGAAAGUAAAUAUCAGACUCGUAGGCCCAGUCCUCGAGCCCAAGCAGGGCGUGACCGUGACAUACUCCGGCGCCGACGGUGCCCUCUACGACGGCGUGAUCAUUGUCGGUAACAUGGUCACCAGCGACUCGACGUACUACCCCAACGGACGGCCAAUGAGGAUCGCGGAGGACGCCUACUUGUAUGGAAAGCCCGUUGGCGGUGUGGGCCCAGGUGGUGAUCAGGCUAUGAAGGCCGUUCUGGCUGCGACUCGGGCUAGAGAUCAAUCGCCGACGCAGCCUGGUGUGUUUGUUUCCAAGGAUGUGAAUGAGGGGUUUGCGAAGCGGUUCUUGGACGACGGGCUGAGGGAGAAUAGGUUCUUGAAUCGGUUCUUGAUGGAUAGCGAUGCUGAUCACUCGUAAGUAGAUAGUCUUGGGUUGUGUGGUUUUGAACGUUUGUGUUAUAGCUCCUUACUUCUUUUCUUUUCGGUCAUGAGGUGGAAGUAAAAAUUGUGUACUUCUAUUUUUGUGUGAUCUGAGAAGCCAUAUUUUUAGUUACUUUAAUUAUAGUUGUUAAAUUCAGGGAUGUUAUGUUUCUAUUCCCGCCUUCCUUUCUUGAAUCGAAAUAAAUUUGUUGCAAAACUGACAUGCAGUCCAAUAGAAAGGGGCGAACUGUCAGGAAUCAGGCGUAAUUAAAUAAUAUAACUCCCAAUUAGUUAACUAGUUAUUAUGAUUAACAAUAUAUAUAAACCAACAGAAA